AUGCCGAAGCCAAAGUCGUUCUUGAAAGAAAAGCCCAAGAAGAAGGGCGCGGCCAAGCAGGCACCAGUCACCGCUGAUGAUUUUCUCGCCGCCGGCGUGGAGCUGGAGGAAGCCGGGGAGAAAUGGCGGGCUGGAGACGCGGCUAAGUCUAUGCGGUUCUUUAUGCGCGCUAUCGCCAACUACGAUGAAGGUUUGCAGAAGCAUCCUGGUACCUUCGAUCUAGCCUACAACAAAGCACGAGUUCAAUAUGAAAUCACCCAGCACCCCAAAUUGGCAACUCUGUUGACUGCGCCAAUGGGAGAAAACUUGCAGGUUGCAUUGCAGUCGCACCGGGACGCGCUGCAUCUGGACCAGAAUAAUGCUGACGUGUUGUUCAAUUCGGGCCAGGUGCUGACCAGUCUGGCGGAGUCGAUAUCGAUCUCCAAGCGCCCGGAUGACGAGCAAUUGAUGCAGGCAGGAACCUACCUCCAGGAGGCGGUUGAGCUGUUCCAGCGGUGCUUGAUUGUACAGGAGAUGAAGUACACUCAAAUGCAAGAGGAGAUCGAAGAGAUGAACUCCGGAAAUGUCCCACUUGCGGCACCGGAGGCGGAGACUGUGCCACAGCCCGAGCCUCCAAAGACGGCAUCCGACGAGGAGCAGGAGCAGUGGGCCAUGAUCGUGGAGCCCGUCACUAAGAACACUUUGGUCGAAACAGCUAUUGCCCAGUUGGAGACUUUGACUACUCUGUGCAGCGUGUUGACAUCCAACCCGCUUGUCGGCGGUGUUGGAUGGGUGCAAGAGUAUUCGUCGGAGCUCGUCCAUUCCCGACUGCCCGUUUAUGCCGAAGGUUCGGACAGACAGUAUGAGGCGGCCUUGGCGCGCGCUAAGCUGAUCUGUGCUGUGAACGAGCUACUUUAUCGGGGCGGACAUACUGACGCGCAGACCUAUCAGCAGGAGGUUGGACAAGUCUUCGGGCCCGAGCUUGACGUGUCAGCAGACCCGGAUGGAUUGUGUGCCAAAGCAGAGGCGCUUGUCUCACUGAACCAGGCAUUUUCUGAUAUCCCCCCGUCCGAGGACGAUGCAACGGCCCAAGACGCGGUGGCACUUCGGUGGAAGCACCUCUCAACCGCCCUGGAUGCCCUGACAGCUGCAUCCAAACACCCCGAAGCUCACAACUUGCCCAAGAUCCAUCUCGGACGUGGUGAUGCUGAGAUGCAUAGAUGGCGCCUUGGGCGAGCCCCAUGGAACCACGCUGUCGCGAAGCAGAACGGCAAUAUGCUCUUGCGCAACGCUCAGACCUACUACCGCGGCGCAGCUGCUCUGGCGAGACGCGAUGGAGCCGCCGAAGAAGAAUUCGAAGGUACAUGCAAAGAAGCGGUUGCCGCAGCAAUCGAAGGCCAAAACACCAAGCUCCAUCAGCUUAUAGCAACCAAUAGUCAGCAGGUGGUGGCCACGGCGCAAGACAUGGUAGAGGACGGCCUGGUAGACGGGAUGGAACUGAGCGCCCUGAUGUCAUGA
Molecule: messenger RNA, 1497 nt
Organism: Penicillium brevicompactum
Lineage: Eukaryota; Fungi; Ascomycota; Eurotiomycetes; Eurotiales; Aspergillaceae
Exons: 4
Coding region: 1-1497 (498 amino acids)
Molecular function (GO): protein binding
Source: RefSeq, a predicted model, not a curated record